AUGCUAGACAGACCGAGGGUGGCGGUGAUAGGGCUCGGGGCGUCGGGCCUGGUGACUCUGAAGAAUCUUGCGGAAGAAGGCUUUGAUGUCACAGGCUUCGAGCGCAGCACCUCCAUCGGAGGAGUAUGGAAUUACGACGAAUCAACAACACGGACAACAGCACUGAAAAGUACAUAUGCGAAUGGUUCCAAGUAUAGGCUCUGUUUCACCGACUUCCCAUUCAGUCCCGAUACCCCUGCCUUUCCGGAGGCCGCCCAGGUCAACCAGUACUUGGAGGACUAUGCAUCGCAUUUCAAUCUACAUUCGAGGAUAGAGACCAGUACCGAUAUCGAAAGGAUCACACGCAAUCACGGGAAGAAAAUCUGGGAACUACAGUUACGCAGUAACGUCAGUCCUACAGCUUCUGUUACUAGAGAGUUUGAUAAAGUCGUCCUUGCUACCGGGUUAAACAAUCUCCCAGUAAUCCCUGACAUCAAGGGGAUCGAAAAGUUUGGCGGUGCGGUGAUCCACUCGCAGCAAUUCAAAAGCCCAGGUGACUUUCAGGGAAAACGGAUACUUGUCGUCGGAUUGAACAACUCUGCUGGUGAUACGGCUACCGCCCUGCUUGGGAUUGCAGACAAGAUAUAUCUAAGCCAUCGUGGGGGCGCGAUUUUCCUCAAGCGAUGGCUUAAUAACAAGACCAUUGACCAUGAUAUUUCUUGGUUUAGGCUUCAGGUCAUGCAGAAGUACAUGGAUUACGUUCCUGGCUUUUAUAAUUGGUCCAUUCGUCAAGUGCAAAACAAAUGUCAUCAGCUCCGACCGGAGUGGAAUCUAAACAACGAUUUACCCCCGUUCACACAAUGCCUACCCUUGCUCAACGAUGACAUCGUCGAUGCCAUGCAUGAGGAGAAAAUCGUUCCCGUCGCCAAUAUCACAACAGUCCUUGACCAACAAGCUGUGCUCUUAGGCGACGGCACCAAGCUCUCUGAAAUCGACGCCAUCAUUUUCUGCACCGGUUACAAACCCAGUUUCUCUGUAUUGGGGGAUUAUGAGCCCGAGUUUUCCCAGCCAUACCGUUCACCGAGACACCCAAAAGAGAAUACAAAGCAGCUUCCGAAGCUUUACCAGAACAUUUUCUCACUUGACUACCCUGACUCUUUGGCUUAUGUCUGUGGUGUGGGUUUUCAAAUGCCUGUGUUCCAUGUCUAUGAUCUGGCGUCCAUGGCACUUGCCCAGGUCUGGAAAGGCGCGGUGUCUUUACCACCCGUGGAAGAAAUGCGGGCCGAGGUCGAGAAGCACUACCAGUGGAUUCUAUCCCGGGCAAGGCUGGGCAGUGUGUCUACAGACCUUGUCCGUACACCGGAUUGGUAUGUAUGGGCUAAUGAAGCUGCUGGAACGAAGGUCUAUCAAAACUUGGGAUACGGAGUGGCAGGAUGGAAGUUCUGGCUUCAAGAUAGAACGUUCUGCAAUGCACUGAUGUAUGGAAUAAACAGCCCGCACAAAUAUCGGCUGUUUGAUAGUCCUAGAAGGAAGAAGUGGGAUGGAGCUAAGGCAGAAAUUCUGAGGGUGGUGAAGGAGAUCGCUGAGAUGAGCUAG
Penicillium cataractarum is the source of this 1575-nucleotide messenger RNA. RefSeq lists its product as uncharacterized. Gene Ontology annotation, molecular function: N,N-dimethylaniline monooxygenase activity; NADP binding; flavin adenine dinucleotide binding. The record is from RefSeq and is a predicted model, not a curated record. The transcript is spliced from 6 exons. NCBI's taxonomy places the organism in Eukaryota, Fungi, Ascomycota, Eurotiomycetes, Eurotiales, Aspergillaceae. The coding region runs from base 1 to 1575 and encodes 524 amino acids.